Messenger RNA from Bufo gargarizans (Asiatic toad), 2602 nucleotides. RefSeq names its product zinc finger protein 773-like. Bases 101 to 1912 code for a protein of 603 amino acids. The record is from RefSeq and is a predicted model, not a curated record. Gene Ontology annotation, cellular component: nucleus. NCBI's taxonomy places the organism in Eukaryota, Metazoa, Chordata, Amphibia, Anura, Bufonidae. Gene Ontology annotation, molecular function: DNA-binding transcription factor activity, RNA polymerase II-specific; RNA polymerase II cis-regulatory region sequence-specific DNA binding. Gene Ontology annotation, biological process: negative regulation of transcription by RNA polymerase II; regulation of cytokine production; regulation of immune system process. The transcript is spliced from 9 exons.
GUCCUGUAGGGACUAGGAUUGAAGAGCUUCAGUUCUUGGUCAGGGUCCUGGACAAUGGAAGAAGCCACAUAAAUAAUCAUCCAUCUACAUUUAUACUCCAAUGACGAGACUUAGAAUAAUAACCAACGUGCGUGGACUGAACUCUCCGUCCAAACGAGGAACACUUCGUAGUGAAGCACCACCCUGGGAGCUUGGGAGAGCAGAAUUUGGCAGAAUAAAACUUCUUAAUCACCCUACUCCUGAUGAGAAAAGCUCCACAAAAGCAAGGAUGGAAAAGGACAAGAAUGAGAUGACAAAGAGAAUAUUAAACCUCACUCUGGAGAUAAUUUACCAGCUUACUGGAGAGGAUUACACAAUUGUGAAAAACACAACUGCUCAUUUUGUGAUACCCAGAAUCCAUCCACUAGUUUCAGCAGAAAGGAGCAAAUGUCAGAGAAUUCAUGAGAGAAACAACAAGCAGAAGGUCCUAGAACUCACCAACAAGAUCGUUGAGCUGCUGACUGGAGAGGUUCCUAUAAGGUGUCAGGAUGUCACUGUUCAUUUCUCCAUGGAGGAGUGGGAGUAUUUAGAUGGACACAAGGAUUUGUAUGAAGACAUCAUGAUGGAGAACCACCAGCCCUUCACAUUACCAGAUGGAUCCAGUAAGACAAAUCCUCCAGAAAGGUGUCCCAGUCCUCUGUCUUCCCAGGACUGCCCAGAGGAAAAUCACAGUGUCCCAGAGAAUCAUCAGUUGAAUCCAGAUGAAGACUUGAUCGAUAUUAAAAUUGAAGUUAUAGAUGGUGAUGAAGAGGAUGAAUUUUUAAAGGCAGAUCAGCUAUGUAAAGAAGAUGACAUUCCUGCAGAUAUCCGCCAAAAUUUAGAAGACGCUAAUGGUGCCAUACAAAGUUCUUCAGGUGAAAAUUCCACUUGCCCCAAUAUACAUUCACAGCUUCUCAGCAGUGAUUCAUCAUCUUAUUCUUCUAAUACCAAGAGAACUUCUGAUCAGUCACCAACUUAUAGAGAAAGUAAUAUAUUCCCAUUUCCUGAGCCAGAGGACAAUUUCACUGAAAAAUCUGAUAGUAAUGAGAGCGGCCAACCCUCUACUUGGGAAUCUUAUAUCAUAGAACAUCAGAGACAUUACACAGGAGAGAAGUCUCUUCCUUAUACAAAUGAUGGAAAAUAUUUACCACAAAGGCCAAAUCUUCUGAAUCAACAGAGAGCAAACAUGGGCCCGCCUCAGUUUCUUUGUUUGGAAUGUGGAAAAUGGUUUCCACAGGAAUGCGAUCUUUUAAAACAUCAGAAAAUUCACACCGGGGAGAAGCCAUUUUCGUGUGCAGAAUGUGGGAAAUCAUAUGCUCAGAAAUCAGGCCUUUUUGAACAUCAAAAGCUUCACACAGGAAAGAAGCCCUUUUCAUGUUCAGAUUGUGGGAGAUGCUUUACUCGAAAAUCGAGCCUUGUUGAACAUGGAAGAAUUCACACAGGGGAGAAACCUUUUGUAUGUUUAGAAUGUGGAAAAUGUUUUACUUAUAAAUCAGGCCUUAGUGAGCAUGAGAAAAUUCACACGGGAGAGCGGCCAUUUUCAUGUUCGGUAUGUGGAAAAUGUUUUAACAAGAGAGCAGUUCUGGUUAAUCAUCUGAGAACUCACACAGGCGAGAGGCCAUUUCCAUGUCCCGAGUGCGGAAAAUGUUUUACCGAUAAAUCAGUUCUUGUCAAACACCAGAGAAUUCACACAGGGGAGAAGCCAUUUUCAUGUUCAGAAUGUGGAAGAUGUUUUACCCAGAAAUCCGUUCUUGAUAAACAUCAGAGAAUUCACAAAGGAGAGAAGCCCUUUUCAUGUUCGGAGUGUGGAAGGUGUUUUACCCAGAAAUCUGUCCUUAUGAAACAUCAGAGAAUUCACACGGGGGAUAGACCUUUUUUAUAUCGCAAUAUGUGAAAUGCUCAGAGCAGAUUUUUUUUUUCAGAUAUGAGGUUCUUCCCAAGUAAUAAUCACACCAGGUCCUUAACUUUCAAUUUGGGUGGAAUUAUUCACCAUUUUACACCAUCAUAUUAUAUUUUCUUGAGGAUGACCAUGGCUACUAUUCCGAGGAGAAAGAGAGGUAAAGGAUGCAGGUACGUUGCCUAUCUAAGCAGUGGAGCUGAGUUGUCACCCUGUCAUUGUAGUGUACAACAGAGCAUUUCCUUGUUGUGUUGUGCCCUUUAGACCAAAGUGACCACAUUUUUCCUUGUCUGGACAAAAUUGAAAUUGAAGCCUCUAAUGUAGCAGAAAAGGAAUGAAGCAGUGAGUGUGUGCUGUGCUCCUGUUAUACCUGGACAAUGAGUUUUUGCCUUGGCAUGGACUUUGGAACAAAAGCUGCCAUUUGUAUUAGUAUUUAUUCACAGAACUGAUCUGGCUCUAGAUUCAGCUCUCUUCACCUCUGUCAUUCUGGAGAGGACCUCCAUGUAAUGUUCUUCCAGUUGGCAUAUUAUUAUAUGAUAUUAAUUUCCUUUUCCUACGCGUGAUGUUUAGUAUAAUAUAUUGGAAGUGCUUGGUCAAUAAUUUUGAUAAUAUGUAUGUUAAUAUGUAACAUAUAAUGUGUAUUCUGUAGUCAUGUCAAGAAAUAAAAAUAAAAAAAAUGUUAAAUUA